Raphanus sativus (radish) is the source of this 1238-nucleotide messenger RNA. RefSeq names its product N-(5'-phosphoribosyl)anthranilate isomerase 1, chloroplastic. The transcript is spliced from 5 exons. NCBI's taxonomy places the organism in Eukaryota, Viridiplantae, Streptophyta, Magnoliopsida, Brassicales, Brassicaceae. The coding region runs from base 241 to 1074 and encodes 277 amino acids. Gene Ontology annotation, molecular function: phosphoribosylanthranilate isomerase activity. The record is from RefSeq and is a predicted model, not a curated record. Gene Ontology annotation, biological process: L-tryptophan biosynthetic process.
UUUCACGAUUUACAAAAUAUAUAAAAGACUUGUUUUUUAAUGAUUCUUACACACAUAUAAAAGAUUAUAAUACUAACACAUGAUUCAAACCUUUAAACUUACACCUACUCCAAAAAGUUGGUAGAUUUCAAUACCCUUUAUCAGCCAGUCUCUGAUCUUCUCGUACGACCACCACUGUAUCUUCCUCAUUUGGUCGACCGGAGAAUCCAAUAUCACCUGAUUCUCUCUCUUAACGGAGUUAUGAUCUCGACAGGAAUAUCUACAGAUCUCAGCUUCAAUCCUAGAUCUCUGACUUCCUCUAUUACCUUCAAAUCCGGUUUAAGCAAUCGAAAGAUGUCUUUUUCGAGGGUUGGGUAUGCUGCUCAGAAGGGGAGGUUUAGCUGCAGUUUAUCCAACGCAGAGAACGUAGCAGCUUCUAAGGACGAUGAGAGAGGAAAGGAUGGAGCUUUGGUCAAGAUGUGCGGUAUCACGUCGGCUCGAGACGCUGCUAUGGCGGUUGAAGCUGGUGCUGAUUUAAUCGGGAUGAUCAUUUGGCCGCAUUCGAAACGUUCCGUUUCUCUUUCUGUUGCCAAGGAUAUCUCCAGAGUGGCGAGAGAAGGUGGGGCUAAACCCGUUGGUGUUUUUGUUGAGGAUGAUGAGAGCACGGUACUGAGGGCAGCUGAUGCUGCAGACCUUGAACUUGUCCAGCUUCAUGGUAAUGGUUCGCGUGCAGCUUUCUCGGGAUUAGUGCGUGAAAGGAGAGUUAUAUAUGUCCUUAAUGCAAGUGAGGAUGGAAAGCUCCUCAAUGAAGUUCCUGAGGAUUGUCAUCUCGCUGAUUGGAUUCUCGUGGAUAGUGCAACGGGUGGGAGUGGAAAAGGAUUUAACUGGGCUCAGUUCAAGUUACCCUCCACCAGAAGCAGAUAUGGUUGGCUCUUAGCUGGAGGAAUCAAUCCCACAAACGUUUCAGAAGCUCUUUCUAUCCUUCACCCUGAUGGAAUUGAUGUAAGCAGCGGUAUUUGCGGUCCAGACGGCAUCCAGAAGGAUCAGUCUAAGAUAAGUUCCUUCAUUACUGCUGUUCGCUCUGUGCAGUAUUAGUGGCUAGCGACAAAGCUAAGGUGUAUUUUGUAACUACAGGUUCUAGCAUCAACCUGUUGUUUCCAUGUCAUUGUGUUUGUAACUGUAACUGGCUGAUUAAAAUAGUGCCCUUCCUUUUCAUCAGUAAUAGAUUUGAGUUAUAAUAAGUGUUGGGUUGGCCAUGA